Messenger RNA from Salvelinus namaycush (lake trout), 927 nucleotides. RefSeq names its product gap junction delta-2 protein-like. The record is from RefSeq and is a predicted model, not a curated record. The coding region runs from base 1 to 927 and encodes 308 amino acids. Gene Ontology annotation, biological process: cell communication. Gene Ontology annotation, cellular component: connexin complex. Lineage: Eukaryota; Metazoa; Chordata; Actinopteri; Salmoniformes; Salmonidae. The transcript has 2 exons.
AUGGGGGAGUGGACAAUAUUAGAGCGUCUCUUGGAGGCGGCUGUCCAACAGCACUCUACUAUGAUCGGAAGGAUCCUCCUAACUGUGGUGGUGAUCUUCCGGAUUCUAAUCGUUGCGAUCGUUGGAGAGACGGUCUAUGAUGACGAGCAGUCCAUGUUUGUGUGCAACACCCUGCAGCCCGGCUGUAACCAGGCCUGCUACGACAAGGCGUUCCCCAUUUCCCAUAUCAGAUAUUGGGUGUUUCAGAUUAUUCUGGUGUGCACCCCCAGUCUCUGUUUCAUCACCUACUCCGUACACCAGUCCGCCAAGCAGAAGGAGCGUUUGGAGCGGGGGUACUCCACCGUGUUCCUCUCCUUGGACAAGCGCCAUGAUUCCAUCAAAAGAGACGACAGCAAAAAGAUCAAAAACACCAUUGUAAAUGGAGUACUCCAGAACACGGAGAACUCCACCAAAGAAGCCGAGCCCGACUGCUUGGAGGUGAAGGACAUCCCAAAUUCGGCCAUGAGAACUAGUGGAAAGUCUAAAAUGAGGAGGCAGGAGGGAAUCUCAAGAUUCUACAUCAUCCAAGUGGUUUUCCGAAACGCGCUAGAGAUAGGGUUCCUGGUGGGUCAAUAUUUCCUCUAUGGAUUCAAUGUCCCCGCGGUAUAUGAGUGUGAUCGAUACCCCUGCAUCAAAGAUGUAGAAUGCUACGUUUCAAGACCCACGGAAAAGACAGUGUUUCUGGUCUUCAUGUUUGCGGUCAGUGGCGUCUGUGUGCUCCUGAACUUGGCUGAACUCAAUCAUCUUGGAUGGAAGAAGAUCAAAGUAGCUGUCAAAGGCGUGCAGGCCAGGAGGAAGUCCAUCUACGAGAUCCGUAACAAAGACUUGCCUAGAAUGAGCAUGCCCAAUUUCGGCCGCACUCAAUCAAGUGACUCUGCCUAUGUGUAG